UACAUUUGAAGCUGCAAAAGUGGCUUGCGGAAACGUAGCUGGACUACUCUCCUGGACAAUGGCAAUGGCUAAAUACUUUGAAGUUAAUAAAGAAGUCCUUCCAUUAAAAGCAAACUUAGCUGUUCAAGAGGCAAAAUAUCAGAGAGCAUCGGAGGACUUACGGGAAGCUGAGGAAUUAUUACAGCAAAAGGAAAAUGAAUUAGCCGAGGUUCAACGUACAUUGGAAGAAGCGGUUUCUAAGAAACAAACGGUUUUGGCUGAAGCGAAAAAAUGCCAGGACAAAAUGGAUGCUGCAACGGCACUUAUUGGUGGAUUAGUAGGUGAAAAAAUUCGUUGGACUGAACAGAUUGCCUCUUUCAAAAGUGAAACUGAACGUUUGGUUGGGGAUGUAAUUUUGCUUACUGCAUUUUUGUCUUAUACAGGUCCUUUUAAUCAAGAGUUUCGGAGUCUUUUCUUAAACCUGUGGACUAAACAAAUUAUUGAAAAAAUGAUUCCGAUUUCAGCAAGUGUAAAUGUCAUAGAUAAUCUAACUGACCGCUCACAAAUUGGCGAAUGGAAUAUACAAGGACUGCCCACCGAUGAACUGUCUAUACAAAAUGGAAUCAUUGCAACUAAGGCAAGACGAUUUCCACUUCUCAUUGAUCCUCAAUCUCAGGGGAAAGUUUGGAUUAAAAAUAUGGAAAAGCAAAAUCAGUUAAUUAUUACAACCUUAAAUCAUAAAUAUUUCCGAAAUCAUAUUGAAGAUUCUCUUAACUUGGGCCAUCCUAUGAUUAUCGAAGAUGUGGCAGAGGAGCUGGAUCCCUGUCUAGAUAAUUUACUGGACCGUAAUUUGCUUAAAGUAGGAACACAAUACAAAAUUAAAAUAGGUGAUAAAGAAGUCGAUUGGAAUCCAGAUUUUAGAUGUUAUAUUACUACCAAGCUUCCUAACCCAGCUUAUACACCCGAAAUAUUUGCAAGAACUUCGAUUAUAGAUUUUACUGUCACGAUGCGAGGAUUAGAAGAUCAAUUGUUAGGUCGAGUCAUACAGACGGAAAGAAAAGAGCUGGAGGAUGAACGGGUACAAUUAGUGGAGACUGUCACAGUAAAUAUGAAAAAAAUGAAAGAGUUGGAGGCCAACCUCCUACAUAAGUUAUCUACGACACAGGGAAGUCUUUUGGAUGAUGUAACAGUAAUUGAAGUACUUAACACAAGUAAAAACACAGCUAUAGAUGUCAAAGAAAAAAUUGAGGUAGCUAAAGUAACAGAGCUCAAAAUAAACGCAGCUCGUGAAGAAUAUCGUGUUGUGGCAACUCGAGGGAGUGUGUUAUAUUUCCUUGUUUGUAGUAUGACUAUGGUAAAUAACAUGUAUCAAACAUCCUUGGUGCAGUUUCUAGAUCGUUUUGAUGCUUCUAUGCAUAAUUCAGCAAAAACCCAUAUUACACAGAAGCGUAUAAAACGAAUAAUAAACUAUUUAACGCUAGAAAUUUAUAGGUAUAAAUCUCGAGGACUUUAUGAAAAAGAUAAAUUUCUUUUCGUACUUCUUAUGGCAUUGAGUAUUGAUCGUCAACUAGAACUUAUUACGUUUGAUGAAUUUCAGACAUUUAUUAAAGGAGGUGCAGCAAUAAAUUUAAAUGAUUGUCCUCCAGUACCAUUUCGUUGGGUAGUGGAUGAAACAUGGUUAAAUUUAGUUCAGCUUACCAGUCUAUCACCAUUUGUAAACAUACUUACUAAAGUAAGUGCAAAUGAGCGAGGCUGGUUUAUAUGGUUUAAAAAGGAUUCUCCAGAAAAUGAAGUUAUACCAGAUGGUUUUAAUUCACUUGAUCCAUUUCGCAAGAUGCUUCUUAUUCGAUCAUGGUGUAUGGAUCGAACUAUUGCUCAAAGCCGUAAAUAUAUAUCUCAUUCAUUGGGAGAAAGAUUCGCAGAGCCAGUAGUUCUAAAUUUUGAGGAGCUACUAUUAGAAAGUAGAGAGCUUGUUCCAAUGAUUUGUUUUCUCUCGCUUGGCUCUGAUCCUUCAUCUAAUAUUGAAUUAUUAGCUAAAAAAAAUGAGUUAAAGUGUCAUCCUAUUUCAAUGGGCCAGGGACAAGAAAUCCAUGCUCGUAAAUUAAUAUCCACAUGCAUGGAGGAAGGCGGUUGGGUGCUUUUGCAAAAUUGUCAUUUGGGUUUAGAAUACAUGAAUGAACUCAUGUUUCAAAUUCUUGAAUUAGAGCGUCAAAGUCAACUUUAUAUUAAUCCAGGAUUUCGUAUUUGGAUAACCACCGAACCUCACCCUAUGUUCCCAAUUACAUUACUGCAAAUGUCACUUAAAUAUACAAAUGAGCCGCCAGCAGGAAUUCGAGCUGGACUUAAACGAACUUAUACCAAUUUAUCUCAAGAUUUCCUCGACUAUUCACAGUCUCCAUUUUAUUUGUCUCUUGUGUAUUCAAUAUCUUUUCUACACACUGUAGUACAAGAGCGACGAAAAUUUGGACCACUAGGAUGGAAUAUCCCUUAUGAAUUUAAUUCUUCGGAUUGGUUGGCUAGUUGCUUGUUUGUUCAAAAUCAUUUGGAUGACCUUGAGCCUGGAAAGGGAAUUAGCUGGGUAACUGUACGUUAUAUGCUAGGAGAGGUACAAUAUGGAGGGCGUGUUACUGAUGAUUAUGACAAGCGACUCCUUAAUACGUUUACACGAGUUUGGUUUCAUGAUGGGCUGUUCGAAGACAGUUUUCAAUUCUUUAAAGGAUAUGUCGUAUACAGUUUUAAAGAACGGGAAGCAUAUUUAUCGGCUAUUGACAAUAUGUUCAACGUCGACCCUCCUCAAGUAUAUGGCUUUAAUUCGAAUGCCGAAAUAACGUAUCAAACAAAUACGAUGAGAACAAUUUUAGAAGAAAUAAUGGCCAUUCAACCCAAAGAAUCUUCCAGCGGAUCUUCAGAAACUCGAGAGGAUCGUGUUGCUCGUCAAGUACGAGAAAUGUUAAGUAAGACACCCCCAGCAUUCGAUUUAUUUGAUGUGAAGCAAGUCCUUAUUGCUGCUGGUGCAACAAGUUCGAUGAAUAUUUUUCUUCGUCAAGAGAUAGAUAGAAUGCAAAGAAUUAUACUCCUAGUCCGGAAUACAUUUAAAGAUCUGUUACUUGCUGUUGAAGGAACUAUAAUAAUGAGCGAAAAUUUAAGAGACGCUCUUGAUAAUAUUUUUAAUGCACGCGUACCAACUGUGUUCAAACGAGGCAGUUGGGUUUCUUCUAGCCUGGGUUUCUGGUUUACUGAGCUUAUCGAUCGUCAUACUCAAUUUUACGGUUGGUGUUUUGGAUCGCGACCUGUUGUAUUUUGGAUGUCUGGAUUUUUUAAUCCUCAAGGAUUUCUUACUGCUAUGCGACAAGAAGUUGCUCGGGCGCAUCAAGGAUGGGCCUUAGACCAGGUGACGAUGCAUAACGAUGCCCUUAAAGUAGGUCCAGAAGAGUGUAAGAAACCACCGAAAGAGGGAGUUUUUGUUCAUGGUUUAUAUGUAGAUGGUGCUGGCUGGGACAGACGAACAUCACGUCUGGUGGAGUCAACCAACAAAGUCUUAUUUACUCUUAUGCCAGUUGUUCAUAUCUAUGCUAUAUACUCAACAGCUGCUAAGAACCCUAAACUUUACACGUGCCCGGUCUAUAAAAAGAUAAAUCGUACUGAUCUGAACUAUAUAUGUGCAUUAUGGCUUCAAUCCAAUAAGCCUCCAGACCAUUGGGUCCUUCGAGGUGUUGCUCUUUUAUGUGAUGUUAAAUAAAUCCAUUUACCUUAUUAAUGUUAAAUUUUAGUAAAAUUAAUA
Molecule: messenger RNA, 3760 nt
Organism: Drosophila arizonae
Lineage: Eukaryota; Metazoa; Arthropoda; Insecta; Diptera; Drosophilidae
Product: dynein heavy chain 8, axonemal-like
Source: RefSeq, a predicted model, not a curated record